Ficedula albicollis (Collared flycatcher) is the source of this 1089-nucleotide messenger RNA. RefSeq names its product UDP-glucuronosyltransferase 1-3-like. The transcript has 4 exons. The record is from RefSeq and is a predicted model, not a curated record. Gene Ontology annotation, molecular function: UDP-glycosyltransferase activity. Lineage: Eukaryota; Metazoa; Chordata; Aves; Passeriformes; Muscicapidae. Bases 1 to 1089 code for a protein of 362 amino acids.
AUGACGGAUCUUUUAAGUCAUGGAUCCGUCUGGCUGAGGAGAAUUGACUUUGUCUUUGAGUAUCCCAUGCCUGUCAUGCCCAACAUGGUUUUCAUUGGAGGCAUCCACUGUAAGCCAUUAGCUCAGGCUACAACCUGCAGAAGUCUCUUCCACAGCCACUACUGUGACCACAGCAACAUGGCUUUGAGGCUUUGCUGUGCCUGGAUUUCCAUCCUCCUCCUCCUGCCCGGCCUCUCACAUGGAGGGAAGCUCCUGGUGGUGCCCAUGGUGGGAAGCCACUGGCUGAGCAUGCAGGAGGUGGUGGAGGAGCUGAGCCGGAGAGGACACGAGGUGGUGGUGCUGGUUCCCGAGGUGAGCUGGCAGAUGGAGACGACGCAGGCCUACAAGGUGGUCACGUACCCGGUGAGGCAGACCCUGGAAGAGCUGGAUAAUGCUUUCCGAGAAUACGUUGCCGUGCAUCUGACGGAGAAGCCUUUCCCCCUCAAUGCCCUGGCAAUGUACAAAGCUUCAGUGCACGUUUUCAGCACCUUCCUUGGUCAGUGCACGGACCUGUUCCAGAGCCAGGAGACCCUGAGGUUCCUCAACCAAAGCCACUUUGAUGCCGUCCUGACAGAUCCGUUCUUCAUGUGUGGGGCCAUUCUUGCCCACCACCUCUCCCUUCCCUUUGUGUUCUUCAUGAGGGGAUUGCCUUGCAACCUGCACUUUUCAGCCCCACAGAGCCCGAGCCCUCUGUCCUAUGUCCCAAGAACCUUCAGCUUCAACUCAGACCGCAUGACUUUUUUCCAGCGGGUGGAAAAUGCCCUGAUUUCCCUCCUGGAGCUUGACUACUGCAACGGUCUCUAUGCAGAAGCACUUAAGCUUUCCUCAGAAAUUCUUCAGAGGGAUGUGUCUCUCACAGACCUCGUGAACUCCGCAGCUGUUUCGAUCCUGAGGUUUGACUUUGUGUUCGAGUAUGUCAGGCCGGUGAUGCCCAACAUGGUCUUUAUUGGAGGGAUCAACUGUGCUAAGAAGAAACCACUGCCUAAGGAGCGAGCAAGAGAGCGAGCGAGUACCAGCAACUCCCCCCCACCCUCCUUUACCUGCUUCUAA